Messenger RNA from Petromyzon marinus (sea lamprey), 828 nucleotides. RefSeq lists its product as uncharacterized. The record is from RefSeq and is a predicted model, not a curated record. Lineage: Eukaryota; Metazoa; Chordata; Hyperoartia; Petromyzontiformes; Petromyzontidae.
AUGUCGGUGACGCAGCAGCUGCUUCUGAUGCUGCUGCUGCUGCUGGUGAUGUUAGCUAGCGGCGCUCAGCCCCAGGAGACCACCACCACCGCGACACCACCACCACCAUCACCUCCACCAGCUGGGCCCGUGGACGUGUCCAAACUCACGACCAGCGAGCCCCUCUCGGCCCGGGUCGAGCGGCCCCUGGGCUCCUGCAGCGUCGCGUGCGGAGUGGGAGCCCUUGAGGUAGCCUCGUGCCUCGAGACGCAGGGCACGGAGCCUACGCAGUGUCGCAAGGUGACGCGCCCGUGCCUGCGGAGGGCCGACUGCGGCGUGCGGGCCGUGUCCGUCGUCUCGGGCCACGGCGCUGCCCUCGACUGCCUGGGGCCCGAGAUGGCCCGCGUGGACCUCGCCGGCUUCUCCUUCGCCUGGAGGUGGGCCCCCGGCGCCGUCACCGAGGACCCGUCGGAGAUCCGCGUUCCCCUCGCGCCGGCGCCGCCCUCCUCCAGCCUGAGCUGGAGGUCGGCGACGGAGCGCGCCGCCGGCUCGUACCGCUGCGUGGUGACGGCCCGCGGGGUCCCGGAGCCCGUCAAGAUCGUCCUCUUCGUGCUCAAGGUGAAAACCCUUCAGCUGCCCUUCGCGGACACGAGCCCGGACGAGAGGGCCGGAAUGCUCCAGCAGCUUGCCCAGGCGCUGGCGGCCUUCUACCGCGACCGGCUGCGGGGCCACGCGUGGGCCGCUGCUCUCCUCGUCCUGGCAGGCUUCGGCCUCCCCGUGGCCUGGCUGUGCCUCGCUGCACGGUGCGGGCGCAGAGGGCAGGAUGAUGGGACGCCGGUGCUGCCGUGA